AUGUCCAGCUGUAGGACGAGUAUUGUGUCCAUUCUGAAUAAUGAUGAUAACCCAUCUUUUGCGGUCCGUUCCGCACCCCGACUUAGUCGGGCUCAGACAUCACCAUCCUAUUAUCCACAUCAUUCAGAACAAGCCCCGCCCGUCGACGACCCACAACAUACCAGUCCCCAAAAAUCAUCCCAAUCCCCAGCAGCAUCACCACGAGGGUCCAAACGACACUUGGAAACGGUGACCGAAGUCGUCCAGCCUGCUUCGCCUGGGUCUUCGGAUGGCUCGGCUUAUGACUAUAUCACCAGUCAGCCAUCGGCUUAUCACCCGUAUGCCCGGCAGGAUCCGCGACGGGACCCGUACCGAUUCCCUGCUCGUGGUCCAGCAGCUCGAACGCCGCCUGAGACUCGUUCGAGCACAUCUGAACCAGCGUCUUCCCAGACUGGAGCACCGCGCGGCACUGGAAGAAAGAACAAGUACCCGUGCCCUUAUGCCGCAAGCCAUGGAUGCACUGCAACGUUUACGACUUCUGGCCAUGCUGCGCGCCACGGAAAGAAGCACACGGGCGAAAAGAGUGUGCACUGCCCAAUCUGUAAUAAAGCCUUUACGAGGAAAGAUAAUAUGAAACAACACAUCCGGACACACCGCACGCACUCAGAUGACAUACGCUCCACCUCGGAGCCGGAAACUGAUGCUCGCUGGGCGGUGGGUCGUCCCAACCCGGCAUACGCAUCUGCUUCUCACCAGCGCAAUAUCAGUCAACCCAUGGAGGCAGCUGUACGGCCUCCCCCAGGGACUGGUCCACAGGCGCCAUAG
Molecule: messenger RNA, 804 nt
Organism: Penicillium vulpinum
Lineage: Eukaryota; Fungi; Ascomycota; Eurotiomycetes; Eurotiales; Aspergillaceae
Product: C2H2-type zinc finger protein
Exons: 1
Coding region: 1-804 (267 amino acids)
Biological process (GO): regulation of transcription by RNA polymerase II
Molecular function (GO): RNA polymerase II cis-regulatory region sequence-specific DNA binding; DNA-binding transcription factor activity, RNA polymerase II-specific
Source: RefSeq, a predicted model, not a curated record